Molecule: messenger RNA, 353 nt
Organism: Staurois parvus
Lineage: Eukaryota; Metazoa; Chordata; Amphibia; Anura; Ranidae
Source: the annotation of a GenBank genome assembly
GUCAAAAAAUUCAACACACCAGCAGUGUGAGGAGACCUGAAAGUGGCACAUGGCAUGGCAGAGUGUGGCGAUGGAGACAGCAGCAAUGGGAGGCCGUACAGGGACCCAUGACAGACUCUGGACCUGGCAGCAGCAUGAGGAGGCGGUAUAUAGGGGCCCAUGGCAGAUUAGGGGCCUGGCAGCAGCUAUGGGAGGCCCGUAAUCUGCCAGCACCCUAUGUCAAAAAAUUCAACACACCAGCAGUGUGAGGAGACCUGAAAGUGGCACAUGGCAUGAGAGACUGUGGACCUGGCAGCAGCAUGAGGAGGCGGUAUAGGGGCCCAUGGCAGAUUAGGGGCCUGGCAGCAGCUAUG